Messenger RNA from Hordeum vulgare subsp. vulgare (domesticated barley), 1549 nucleotides. RefSeq names its product ethylene-responsive transcription factor FZP. NCBI's taxonomy places the organism in Eukaryota, Viridiplantae, Streptophyta, Magnoliopsida, Poales, Poaceae. Gene Ontology annotation, biological process: regulation of DNA-templated transcription. Gene Ontology annotation, molecular function: DNA binding; DNA-binding transcription factor activity. The transcript has a single exon. The coding region runs from base 341 to 1264 and encodes 307 amino acids. The record is from RefSeq and is a predicted model, not a curated record.
UGCAUACAUACAAACAUGGAGUGAGCUUUCCGUUCCCUCCUUUUCCUCCUAGAAUUAAACAAGUGCGGUGCAGCAGCGCAGCGCAUGCAUGUCACUCGAACUCGACCCCCUACCUCGCCAUCUCAUCCACAGUGCUCUCCGUCUAGCUCCUCCUCCGAGCUCCCCAUUUAAAUACCACCCUGCCUCCCUCCAUAGUGAGCACUACCCACACUACACACUAGAAGCUCACAGCAACCACCUCAUCAACCUAAGCUAGCUAGCUCACGCCUCAGAGCGCAAGCUAGGCGGUUGCAGUAGCGGCAGCAGUAUAGUAGCCAGCCAGCCUCACUUCACUUCUGCCAUGAGCAUCCGCAGCAGCAGCGGCGGCAGCGGUGGCGGCCAGACCUCCCAGAUGAUGGCGUUCUCGGAGCAUUCGCUGCCGAAGCCGAUCGCCGGUCACCCGCAGCCGCAGCCGUCCCCGCCUUCUUCGCCGAGCGAGCGGCCGGCGCCGCGUGGCAGGCGGCGCGCGCAGGAGCCCGGGCGCUUCCUGGGCGUGCGCCGGCGGCCGUGGGGCCGGUACGCGGCGGAGAUACGCGACCCGACGACCAAGGAGCGGCACUGGCUCGGCACCUUCGACACGGCGCAGGAGGCCGCCCUGGCCUACGACCGCGCCGCGCUCUCCAUGAAGGGCGCGCAGGCGCGCACCAACUUCGUCUACGCGCACGCCGCCUACAACAACUACCCGCCGUUCCUGGCGCCGUUCCACGCGCAGCCCGCCUACGCGUCCUCGACCAUGCCGUACGGCGGCCAGCAGCACGCGGGCGCGGCGCCGCCGCACAUUGGGUCGUACCACACCCACGGCGGCGUCGGCUACCACCAGCAGGGCCCGGGCGCCGGCGCGGGCGAGUGCUCCAUGCCGGUGCCCAAUGCCGCCGAUCACGCCGCCAGCCCGAUGGACGUGCGCAGCAGCGGCCACGACUUCCUCUUCCCCAGCGCCGACGACAACUCCGGGUACCUGAGCAGCGUGGUGCCGGAGAGCUGCCUCCGACCCCGCGGCGGCGACCUGCAGGACGCGCGGCGGUACUCGGUGUCCGACGCCGACGCCUACGGGCUGGGCCUCCGGGAGGACGUGGACGACCUGGCGUCGAUGGUGGCCGGCUUCUGGGGCGGCGCCGACGCGGCAUACGGCGGGUUCGCCCCCGCGAACGGCGGUGGCCACGACAUGGUCGCCUCAUCGCAGGGCUCCGACAACGGCUACUCACCCUUCAGCUUCCUCUCCCACUGAAGCAGACGCGCCGGCCGGCAUUGCUCUCACUUAAUGGCCGAUCUGCUGUGCUCGCCAUCGACCAUAGCUAGCUAGUGUUUGUUUCUCGAGUUGGAUCGAUCGGUCGGUCGAUCAUAGUACGUACGUAGCAGCAGUAGAAGAUCGACGAGGAAGAAGAGUGGCUUGUUUCGGUGCCCUAGCUUAGCUAGCUCCAUCCAUGUACCUAGGCUCUUUUAGCAGCACUAUUACCACGUACCGUCUACUAGUAAGUUUUCAUGCAUGCACGAGUGACAUGCUUAAUUUUUA